Suillus subaureus is the source of this 951-nucleotide messenger RNA. RefSeq lists its product as uncharacterized. Bases 127 to 696 code for a protein of 189 amino acids. The transcript has 4 exons. Lineage: Eukaryota; Fungi; Basidiomycota; Agaricomycetes; Boletales; Suillaceae. The record is from RefSeq and is a predicted model, not a curated record.
GAGGGAAACUCAAGGCCAAACAAUCUUCUAGCUGGCGUUCCUGGCGAGGCUUGAGUUGUAUACUGAGUCCUUUGGCUACCGAUUCUAGCAUAAAUACGCUAUGCUAAAUGAUACCAACGGCCCCGCAUGGUUCGGUUCAGCAUGUUUCGGUCACUUCUUAGGUUCCCCACCAAGUCCCGUGGCCAUGAAGACGCAGAGAAGGAACUCGUUGAAGUCAUGGACCUUUUCUCCGAAUACCCAUUACACCUGGCAGAGGCUGACAAGACUGAGUUCACGAAUGAACAUGACAGACUUCAGCAUGAAAUUCGGUUGUAUAAAACCGGAGAACCUACAGCAGAACGGAGAAAUGUAGAUAUAAUAUUGGGUGACUGCAGAGCCCUCAAAUGCAAAAAGACGAUUGAUGAUCGUAGGGUAGCUUAUGUGAGAGGAGAAGUUUCAGUACUCGCAGGUGUAGGUGGACCUGGAGGCCACCAGAAGUCGAACCCACCACCUGCCAGAGAUGCAUCAGAGACAAAAUCUAGCCACCCAGAUCAACCACCGAACGUCAAGACCGUAGCGUCGCUUCCUACAACAUCAGCAGCUACGUUGCCCACUGAUAAGACUCGUUUCAAACCUCAGUCAGGUGUCCCUUCGGUUAACCCUCGUUCUGGCCUCCCUCAAAGUGAGCGACCUUGCGAUCCAAAAGUUAAAUUCUGAAACAUUUUUAAUCAGGCCAACAUAUUCCUAUACACGCUAACUUGAAGCAGACAAUUUCCCAAGUAACGUCAGGAAUCUCGUGUGAAGUGGACUCGAUGGUCAUGGUGGGCACCACUGCGAAGUGUCCCACUCUGAAUAUCGACUCCCCAGGUUGCACCGGUGCUAAAAUCCUCUCGCACGGGCCCCAGGUUGCUCAGCAGGUACCUCAGCAGAUACCUCAGCCCGCUCGCCCUCGCCGAGCUGUUGGUAGGCGUG